AUGUGUUCCCUUGAACCUAUUGAUCUACAGAACGAGGACCAAUUCAACGAGAUGAGAAGGCAGCGCCUCAUUUGUGGAUGGGAUUCAAACCUACAAACUUUACAAAGUUGGAAAGAAAAAGACAAGAUAAAAAGACUAUUCUGGAUCACGAUUCCUCACCCCAGUAUUGGAAGCAACACUAUCCGCACUGGUCACAUCUCACUCGACGCAUCAUCUGGACUACUUGAACCCGACAUCGCACCCGAAAACAGAACGGAACUUUCCAUCAGCUCUUUCUUUAUUCUACCAGAGUACCGCUCAUUAGGGCUUGGGAAGAGAGCAGUGAACUUAGUUGAACAGAUGGCUACUACUGAGCGGUUCGGAAACCCAAAUUGCCGAUUUAUUACACUGACAGCGUUGAGUAAACGUUAUAUCUACAAUAAGGCGCCAGAAUGGCAAGGUGUCUGGGCGAGACUUGGUCUUUCUCCACCUUCGUUCAGCAUCCAAGAGUGGUAUGAAAGUCUUGGGUAUGUUGCCUGGAAGGAGGAGCCUAUUACCGAAGAAAAAGGGAUAGAUGGGCAGAUUAUCUUGCUGUGGGAAGCAUUCAUGAAGAAGGAUCUACAAUCAAAUAUUGAUAUUGUGGUUUGCUGA
Messenger RNA from Penicillium antarcticum, 630 nucleotides. RefSeq lists its product as uncharacterized. The record is from RefSeq and is a predicted model, not a curated record. Gene Ontology annotation, molecular function: acyltransferase activity, transferring groups other than amino-acyl groups. The coding region runs from base 1 to 630 and encodes 209 amino acids. The transcript has a single exon. Lineage: Eukaryota; Fungi; Ascomycota; Eurotiomycetes; Eurotiales; Aspergillaceae.